Messenger RNA from Uloborus diversus, 6749 nucleotides. Its product is annotated as sodium- and chloride-dependent glycine transporter 1-like. Gene Ontology annotation, cellular component: membrane. Gene Ontology annotation, biological process: sodium ion transmembrane transport. The record is from RefSeq and is a predicted model, not a curated record. Lineage: Eukaryota; Metazoa; Arthropoda; Arachnida; Araneae; Uloboridae. The transcript has 15 exons. Bases 182 to 2104 code for a protein of 640 amino acids.
GCUGUGCACACAUUAAGAAGGCGUCUGACUUUCGAAAAUCUCAUAAGAAUGGCAACUCAUAUAUAUCUUGUUUAGUAAAGAAUCUCAGCCUUGCGGAAAAUACCCUCGAAAGGAAAUAAUCUCUUUUCAACCUGCAUCCGUAGCCAUAGCAGCACCGCCUCUAGAGAUAAUUCCGGAUCUGAUGGGAUCAUCAGGAGAUGAAAAUAAGGAGAGAGGGAACUGGUCAAGUGGAAUUGAAUUUCUUCUUUCCUGUCUUAGUUAUGCCGUGGGAUUAGGAAACAUAUGGAGGUUCCCUUACCUGUGCUAUAGAAACGGGGGAGGAGCCUUUCUUAUUCCGUACGCGAUUAUGUUGGUGUUUGUUGGCCUCCCACUCUUCUUCUUAGAACUUUCUUUCGGACAGUAUGCGAGCGAAGGACCCAUUACGAUAUGGAAAAUUUCGCCUCUCUUUCAAGGUCUAGGAUAUGCAAUGUUUUUGAUGUCUGCCCUGGUAGGAAUUUACUACAACAUGAUCCUGGCGUGGUCGUUGUUUUACCUGACAUCCUCUUUAAGCAGCAUUUUACCCUGGAGCUCAUGCGACAACUGGUGGAAUACGCUCGCAUGUCAAAAAUUUGAUACCAAAAACUGCACAGCGCUCGGAGGAAUAAUGGCAGAGAAUGGCACAUGUAUGCUAAGAAAUCAAGUUUCAAACCAAACAUGGCAAAUUUUGGAGGGUACUCUUAAAAGAACAAAAAUGGCAAGCGAUGAAUAUUUCCACAAUUUUGUGCUGGAUAUCACGGAAGGCCUUCAUGAUUUGGGAGGAAUCAGGUGGGAACUGGCCCUCUGUCUCUUUAGUUGUUGGUUCUUCGUGUUUGUUUGUUUAUUAAGAGGUGUAAAGAGCAUAGGAAAGGUAGUUUAUUUUACAGCUCUCUUCCCCUACUUAGUUCUAACCAUUCUUCUUAUCCGUGGUGUGACCCUGGACGGUGCUUACGAUGGCAUCAUGUUUUAUUUAACUCCUGAGUGGCACCGGCUAAAAGAAGCAAGAGUUUGGGGAGAUGCAGCAAUGCAAAUUUUCUUCUCUCUUUCGCCUUGCUGGGGAGGACUAAUUACCUUGGCCAGCUAUAAUCGGUUCCACAAUAACUGUUUCAGAGAUGCAUUGAUUAUUUCAUUUGCAAACUGUGGGACCAGCUUCUUUGCCGGAUUUGUCAUCUUCAGUAUUGUAGGGUUUAUGGCGCACGAACUUGGUGUAGCAGUAAACGAAGUCGCUGCACAAGGUGCUGGCCUCGCAUUCGUUGCCUAUCCCGAAGCAGUGGCUCGACUUCCAAUUUCACCUCUCUGGUCAGUUCUUUUCUUCUCCAUGCUGAUGACUUUAGGUCUGGGAACACAGUUUACAAUCAUUGAGACAGUUGUGACAACCAUUGUGGAUACUUGGCCAAACAAACUUCGUCGGUACAAAGCGUGGGUGCUUUUUUGUUCCUGCUUCGUCAUGUUUUCACUGGGUCUCUUCAUUUGCACUAACGGUGGCAUGUAUUUACUUCAACUGAUGGAUAACUACGCAGCAAGUUUUUCUGCUCUAAUUAUUGGUCUCAUUGAGGUCAUAGUUAUUAGCUGGAUUUAUGGAAUUGAUAGAUUUCUGGAUGAUGUAAAAUUGAUGUUAGGACGGUAUCCACCUCCUUAUCAUUAUUGGAAAUGUAUCUACAAAUUUAUUGUACCUAUAUUAAUUAGUCUCAUUCUAAUUUUUUCCUGGAUUGAAAUGCGUCCUACAGAAUAUGGCGAAUAUAUUUUUCCCGAUUGGGCAACUGGGCUUGGCUGGGCAAUUUCUCUCUUUUCUGUCAGUGCAAUACCGAUUGUUGGAGUUAUAAAAGUCUAUAAUGCAAACGGACCACUGUUAACUAGGUUAUCAACUUUGACGAAAGCUACAGCCGAUUGGGGUCCUAAACUUCAACACCAUCGAGCUGAAGCCCAUGCUCCAAAGCAUACAGAUUCACAAGUGCCUCUGACUAUACCAAAUUAUGACCCUGACGGUUACGGUGACGAUAACGACUCGGAUAGCAAAAACAGUGAUUGCGGAUUCUAUGGCUCCGAAGGUCUGCAAAUGUCUGUACCACAUCAUGAAACAGGACUUUAAGUGCUCAAAAAAUUUCGGACAUAGUUCCGUAUUACUAGUCUAUUUUUUACCAGGAGUAUUUUGAUAAUGUUCGUUCUAAAUGCAAAAUGCGUUACAGACUUUUAAUUUAAGAGUAAUAGAAAAAUGGCGUACAUCAAAUGAACGUUGGGAAGUUUUGAUAAAAAAGAGUAUUUUGCAGUUUAGUCUUUGAUCUUGAAGGAAGGAGAUCUGGAAAAAACAAAUUCAAGUUAGUAAGUGUGAUAGCACGUUACGAAUAUCUCAGCUAUUGUAUUCGUAUUCACUAUGAACAUGCAAAGUACCUUGGUCCCUCCAACAAGAAAAACAAAAAUGUUAAAGAAAUUUUGUACAGUCAACAUUCCAGGUUUUUCUUGAAAGUUUCUGUUUAGGAGUGAGUGUGACCUCGACCUUCAGUGUGUCUUAAAUGUAAUCAUUCUACCAAAAUUACCACGAAAAGUUGGCAACCAACCUUCUUUAUGUCAAUGUUGAAUUUUCCACAGUCGUGGUGAAAAUGUCACAUUGUCUUUGACUAUGAAAUGUUUAUCACAAAACAAGCACCAAAACUUCAAUGAAUUCUACUUUUUUCCGUCACCAUUGAGGAAAGUUUGGAAAGGUUACAUCGUAAUAUUUUAUUAGGUCUUUCUAAAAGGUGUACCAAAAAUGUCUGAUGCUAAAGAAAAACAGAACUAGAUAGAAAUGUAUCAUUUUUAUUCUUUCACUUGAAAAUCCUGGGAGUUUCAUCACUCCAAUAUCUAUAUUUAAUUACAGUUUUCGCUACACAGAUAUGUGAGAACUGGAAAGGAAUCAAAUCAUUGGCAUUUUCAUUCGGUAUUUUGCUAGGUAAUGUCUGCAGCACCACCUGGUGUCGAAAAUACUGAUUAAAUAUGCAAAUUCGUGGGGUGUUUGCUAAAACAAACUUCUGCGCAAUACCAUAUAUUAUUUUCUGUAGUUAACGUUUUAUUUCUAAUUGGAUCCUUUAAGUAAAUACAUUCACACUAUGUUAGAGAAAAAGUGCUUAUUUGGUGAUGCAAUUCUUGAUUUAUGCAUUAAAAUGAACUCUUUAAAAAAAGUAGGCUUUCAAAGAGUAUCCCUAAUGCACAUAUUAAAUAAAAUAUAAAGCAUUCCGCCAACUAAAUUAAUCAACAUCAAAAACUCCAAUCUUCCGCAAAAUAAUCCUACGAACAGUCCAUCAAAUAAAUAUAUCAAGCUUUUGACAAGCAUUUAAAGUUUUACUGUAAUACAAAAUUAAGGUGCGAGUAGCAAACAUGACGGGAGCGAGAACUAUAUUUUUUCUGUUUCCGACAUGUUAGAAGAUAAACAAGUCUGCAAGUUUCAAUGUGCCCCCUCCUUCCCAAUUUACCUUUUAAAAAGACCUAAUAAAAUUUUACAUAACCGUUGUAAAGCACAAAGCUCUGCAAGUUUGAUCAAAAAUUCUUCCGUUAAUGAAUCUGCUAUCACACAAUCUAUAUUUUCAGAAACAAUUCUAAAGCAUACUGAAAUUAAGUUAUUCCUUACUACAUGAUAGAUAAAAGAAAAACUUAAUUAUAAAUUUUCUUGGAAUAACUUAACUUCAAAGUCAAUAAGUAACUUCCAAAUUUCAAUUUUCUAUUAUUCAUACACAAUAUUAAAUAUUAACUAGUUAAAAACUAUAUGUAGCAAACGCAAUUCAUUCCAAACAACUUGUUUAAUUAGCUUAAUUAGUAGUUAAUAAUAAGGUAUGAUUAGAUGAUGUUUUCACAUUUAUUCAGAAGCAUUAAUUAUUAAUUGUAUGUUUAGUAAAUUAUAAUUCAUUGAUUUUUUCAUUCAUAAAAUAAUAAAAACUGUAAAAGUAUUUUCCUAUCCACAGUUAGAUCACAUCCAAUAAAGAUUCUAAAGAGAAACCACUCAAAACCUACUUCCCAUUCAUUUAAUCAAUGACGACUAAAUAAUAUAUUUUUUCGCCCACAAAACGAAAUAAAAAUUGCUAACUUUUACUGUAAAAGUAUUUGAUAGAAUAUUAAAGUUUAACAAUUGUCGCUUUAAACCAUUAUUGCUUCCAAUUAUAAACCUUGGGGUGAGUUGCUAUGGUAGAUAACUUACAGUUGAGUCCCGACUUACGCGAGGGAUGCGUUCCAAGACCCUUCGCGUAAGUUGAAAUUUCGCGUUGUGGAAAAGGGUAUGUGUAAAAACUUUUAUAAACAUACCCAUAUGUAAAAACUUUUAUAAACAUCCCUUCAAACUGUUAAAAAACCAUUUCUUAACAAUACAUUACUGUUUCUGAAACAAAAAAUUGAAUUUUUAUUUAUUGUGUUUAAAAAAAAAUCGUUUUAUUUAACAUAAAAAACUGCUACGAUGCACAAAAUCAAUGAUCAAUGGGAAAGGAAGACGUAAAAUAAACCACUAGGGUACGUAUAUUAUGUAGUAAGAAAAACAAAUGCUCUAUAGUUGUUGAAACUUUCUCUUUUUCCUUCUAUCUUCACAAACUUUAAAUGAAACAGCGCUCUUAUAUUUCAUUAACUUUCCCAUAUAGAAUGAAAAAAAUAAAUGGAAAAUGAGGAGUAGUUAUUUGUAUAAGCGAUGUUUAGACUAGUACGGUGUGGGAACUUCCGCCCUCAGCUAUGCCAAAGGAUGAAGGUCCAUUCACGAAAAAAACCACGAUUCCCUUCGGAAAAUUUUCAUGUUGCAGGUGAAGAAUUCGCGUUAGAAAUGAAAUUCUUUACCGGGGGAAAAAUCGCGUUAUAGCCAUUUCGCGUAAGUCGGAUCGCGUUGUAGCGGGAGUCGACUGUAUUACUAUUUUGUUCGUAUUUAAAGAUGUCUCAUUACGUUUUAUAUUGUGAUAUUUUCUCGAGGGAGGUAUUUAUUUUUUUGUUUUGAGGACAGUAUGUGUGCCAAUGGCAGAGUUUCCUGUCAAACUCCGUUGCUUGCGUCUUGCUGAGGAAAUGCUUGAUACAUAAUAAUUGUGUGUGCGUGUACUUAAAAUUUUAGUUUGCCGCUGCAAAAAUUUGUCAAAAGGUGAACGUCUUUGAAAUACAAAUUUAAGGGAAGAAAUGAAUUUAGAAGGACGAACUACAUUUAAUUAAUUCGCAAUUUGUCAUUCUGAAGCAUUUUUUAAAUUUCGUGCACACUCUUUUAGAAUUGUUUGUCAUUCAGAUUCAGUAAAGUGUAAUUUCAUUUUAUUGAAAAAAAAAAGUAAAGCACAUUUAAAUUUUAAGUUUAUUUUGUUUCUUGAUUUUCUUAGACAUUUUAUGAAUAUACUAUAAAACACUUUUCAAUAGCUGGAAAAUAUUGUAUCCGUGAAGUUUGUGUCUAAGAGAGCGACAAGGAAUAGAAGAGAAGAUUUUGCUCCUAUUUCAUAAAACAUAACACAUUUUUUAAAACUAAAGUACACGCUUUAAAUAAUCAAAAAGAAAUUCUAAUGAUAAAAUUGAGUAAGUUAAAAAAUGAAAAAUUUCAAACAAAGAGCGAAAACAAUGAUGAAUCCUUAUUUUUUAAUAAUAAAACAAAAUGUAUAAUUAAACAUUUUAUUUGUCUCGUUUGUAUCUUAGUUUUUGCAUUUAAUAAAAUUUCCCUCACUCUCAAUUGAUUUUUAAGGAAAAAUACUUACUUCCAGUUUAGUUUUACUUCUUUCGAAAAUGUUACUUAAUCGUACUUAAGUAUACGAAGACAAUGAAAUGCAUGAGGCGAAAUAAGUCACAAUGGAAACAAUCUUUUAUUUUACGAUUCAGUACAGACUUCUUGAUUAUAUAAAACAAUAUAUUUUUACUAAUAAACAAUUAAUGAACGAACAAAAUAUUAUGUUCUGCUAGCUGUGAACUCCACAAAAUUCAGUGCCUAUUUUAAUAUACAACUAUCUGGCAAAUUUCACGCUUACGUUGAAUAAAAAUAUAUUUCCUCCUUCGUAUUACAAAAAGGAAAACUUAAAAAACAAAAUAGAGUUUAGUUUUUGAUUUUGUAGUAACCCAAUGUCAACUAUCCCUUAACCACUAAUUCGCAUUAAAAUAUUGUUUUUCUUCGUCAAUCAAAUUGUUUGAAUAUUUGGUGAAAACCAUCAUUAACUUUCAUAAACAAACUCAACUGUAGUAGAAAAUACAUAUUUUCCAUUUCCCUUUAAUGUAAUACACCAUUCAUGCUCAUCAAGUUUAAAUAUAUAUUUUCUCAUUAUAAAAGUGAAAAAUUGCAUGUUACACGAUUUUAUUUUUGGUUGUAUAUAAGUUUUAGGCAAGUAUGUCAUUUCGUACCUUCGCAUGAGGAAGUACAUAUCGCGCCAUUUUCAUUGUACAAAAUCAUUCAUUUAUUUAAAUAGUAUGAAGUAAGUGCAAUAGGUCAUUUGGUCAAGAUUGUUACCAAUGUUUCACCUUAAGUAGAAAUUAAAUUGUAGUAAUUCUUAAUGAUUAUAUUUUUGCAAAACCAAUGUAUGACCACUUUUUAAUGACAUACAAAAGUUAAUUAGUAAAUUGUUUAUUCUUACUAUAUUUUAUGGUGGUUUUAAAAGUUCCAAAGAACUCUAUAUCUUAUGACUUAAUUUUUGUUCUUUGUAAAUUUGGUUGUAUUUUAUGUCAUACUACAAAUCAUUCAAAAGCAUUGGUAAUGCUAUGCAAAUAAUUUUAUAAAAUGUAUUGUACAUAGCUAUGUAGAAUGUUUUUUAAAAAUAAUUAUUAAAUAAAAGUAU